Eremomyces bilateralis CBS 781.70 is the source of this 1012-nucleotide messenger RNA. RefSeq lists its product as uncharacterized. The record is from RefSeq and is a predicted model, not a curated record. The transcript has a single exon. Gene Ontology annotation, molecular function: nucleic acid binding. NCBI's taxonomy places the organism in Eukaryota, Fungi, Ascomycota, Dothideomycetes, Eremomycetales, Eremomycetaceae. The annotation marks the transcript as partial.
GUUCACGUUGCAGCCGGAAUCUCCUACGAUCGAAAAGGGCCCUUCCAUUUCUACUCCGACCCAGUCAAACCAGCUGCCAAAAGAGCGUAUAAACCUCGGAGACCUCGGAAAUCAAGUGUCGAGACCCCGGAACAAUUCGCUGCCGUACAAGACGCAUGGGAAGCCGCUGAAAAGGGCAGUCUUGAGGCCGAUAUCAAGAUCAAAGGAAACUCGAUGACGCUAAAGUAUUAUACCCAAAACUUCCUCCCAAAGCAUAUUGAUCAUAUCAAGGCGCUCGAGGCGCAAUAUAAGCAUGUCUUUUACCUACAAGAAGACGGUGAUCCGUCCCAUGGGACGCGGAGCUGGAAUAAUCUAGCAGCGCAUGCAAAACGCGCGGUAGGUAUCUCAAUCCCACCCCAUCCUGCGCAGUCACCAGAUCUCAACCCUAUUGAGGCAAUUUGGCAGAUUAUAAAGGAACGCCUACGAGGUGGGAACUGGCAAACAGUAGAGGAGUUCAAAGAGGCGAUUCGACGCGAGUGGAGGCGUAUUACGCAGCAGCAAAUUCGCUCAAGGAUAUCUGAGAUGCGCUGGCGGUGUGAGGAGGUCGUCCGGCUAGAGGGAAACCGUAUUCGCAGCUCGUGGGGGUAGUAAUCAAAAGAUAGAGGCGUACGGAGAUGCGUCAAUAAAGUUUUGGCACGCUCCAUUUCAAAGUUCUUGAUCGCCAAGAUAGUGGCUUGAUUAUAUAAGCGGUUUCGAGAGCCCUAUAGGCCUAUACCACAGGCACUAGACUGCCUAUCAACUAGGCACUUAAUCUAGGUUUCACAGAGCCUAAUUCGAACCAAGGGCGCCGGACAUUCGAUUUACCGCGUCUAGUACCCGCCCGUUGGCUAGGCACCCUACCGCCCAUGAUAUCGGCUUUCCAAGGGCUUAUAUAAUCAAGCCACUUUCUUGGCGAGCAAGAACUUUUGAAUGGACUUCCGUACUUGGUGUGCCAAAACUUUAUUGACGCAGCUCCGUAGAAAUCCAGCAAUCU